Molecule: messenger RNA, 2543 nt
Organism: Hippoglossus stenolepis (Pacific halibut)
Lineage: Eukaryota; Metazoa; Chordata; Actinopteri; Pleuronectiformes; Pleuronectidae
Gene: fastkd4
Product: transforming growth factor beta regulator 4
Exons: 11
Coding region: 218-2098 (626 amino acids)
Biological process (GO): regulation of mitochondrial mRNA stability; mitochondrial RNA processing
Cellular component (GO): mitochondrial matrix; ribonucleoprotein granule
Molecular function (GO): RNA binding
Source: RefSeq, a predicted model, not a curated record
CCAAUGAGAGCCGCGUGCGCCGAUUACGUGACUUCUCCCCACGUCAUAUCCCCGCGACGGUCUGUGCUAGCUGUGUCCAUGUGAACAGCCUCCUCUACCAAAGGUAUCGCUGUACUUUGACAGGUUGAAUGCGGGAUGCUGACGCCGACUGCUGAAUUGUGAGAAAACCCUCUUUCUCCUGCUCCACCUGUGGCCGCUGUCUUGUCCCUCAGACACAAUGGCCAGUCGCCUGUUGGGCAGAUAUGCCCGUGUGCUCUGCAGGGCCUCCUCUCAGGCUCCAGCUGCUACUGCCGUCACCGCCCGCCUGCCUCCGACUGUGGCUUCGCAUGCAGAGGUGCAGAGGGCUCAGGGAUGGCCCACUGUCACACAGAGGUUAAUGUGUGAGGGAAAGACUAUUACCAAGGAUGAUGCCUUUCAAACCACGCCUACAUUCACCAAGCUGGACGAGUUGAUAGAUAAGGCGGCUGUGCCAGAGGACAUCCUGCUGGCCUGGGUUGAGCAUGGAGGAAAUAGUAACCAAGCUGCUUACGCCGUGAUGAAGUGGACUGUGUUGGUGCUAAGGACGAAGGGUAAAAUUAAGGAUCUGACGGGGGAUUCAAGGCUAAUGGAUAUGAUGGAUACCAUGUCUCAGCAGGUGUCUGCGGUGUGGAACGGCAACCUGGUGUCUGCCUUGAAAGCUCUGUGGAUCAUGGACGUGCCCCCCACUGAUCCCGUCCUCAGCUCUGUACAGACGGAGGUCCUGUGGCGAGUGCGCAGGCUGACCUACAAGCAGCUGGCCUACCUGGCUGACUGGGGGGCAAAUAAGAAGGGACAGCAGGACAUAGCGGUAGUGAACGCUGCAUUAAAACAACUGGAACUGCGCUGGACCGAAAUCGCUGACAGCAAAACUGUCAGCGGGCUGAUCUCCAAAGGACAACGCAUGUCUCCUGCCUUGAGGGACAGACUAGAAGACAAGGCUUUGGAGCUGUCUGAGGGAUUUUCAACAGAAGAGAUCCGUAAGGUCUCUGUGGCUUUGGCAGCUCAGAGCCGCAGAAGUGUCCCUCUCCUCCGAGCUCUCUCCUACCAUCUGCUCCAGAAGCCGUCGUCAGAGUUCACCACUCCACUGAUAUUGAACAUGGCUUAUGCUUAUGGGAAGUUGAAUUUCCACCAUUCUCAGGUAUUUCAGCGAAUGGCCUCAGAGCUGCUGCCCCGAGUCCCGGAGCUCAACUCCAUCGAUGUCGUACGCUGCUCUAAAUCACUGGGCUUCCUCAAAUGGCUCCACAUCCCUCUGUUCGAGGCCUUCGCUGAUCACUACAUAGCAAACAGUCAGAAUUACAAUAUUCCUCAGCUGUGCAAUCUGCUCAUGACCUUUGCCAGACUCGGCUUCCAGCCCAGCAAAGGAGAAGAGUUCUUCAGCAAGGUCCACUCUGAGCUGGAGGAGUCUCUCUCUGGCCUGGAGCCCUUCCUGCAGACAGAUGUGGUUUGGUCUCUGUGUGUGUUACAGCAGGCCAAGCCUCACUACCUCCUCCCUCUCACACAACAACAACACCGUACCAAACUGUUAGAGGGCAGUGAUUCUCGAGUAGAGAGCUAUCGGCUGAAACUCCUCCACAUUGCAGCUACUCUCCACUUAGAGCAUCCAGAUUCCUCAGACUCAGACUCUCCAGCGCCCCCGUCUGCCUCGUCUGUCCCGGCCAACAUCUCCCCCGUGCAGAGCAGUCUGAGAGAGGCCUUACAGCGUUUGGUUGGUGAGAGGAUGGAGGCCCUUCGCACUGGGGUGGACACUGUGUAUGGAUGGACUAUCGAUGGUGAGCUGGUAGUGGAUUGUGACAACAAACCAGUUGACGUCCUCCCUCUGCCCAGUGGAGGGGGAGAUCAGGAUUUACCUGUAGGGGUACGACGGAUCGCUUUCAUGGCUUUGGAAUUUCCCAACUUUGGUUCAAAGAGCAAAGACCUUCUGGGCCGGUUUGUCAUGAUGAAGCGACAUCUUCAGUUGGCCGGCUACAUCACAGUGGAGGUCCCGUAUUACGAUUGGCUUGAGUUGAAGACUGACUGGCAGAAACUGGCGUACCUAAAGGAUAAAUUGGGGAAGGCUGUGGCCGAGGACAUGGCCAAGUGAACUGGGACAAAAUCCCGAUCAUAAUGUGCAAGCUCAGCUAAAUCAUCGCUUUCCCAAUCAAACAGGCCGGACCACAUGGAAUACACAACACACACACGCACACACACAUGCAGAGCACAGCAGCACUGCAGAAAUUGUCUCCCAUACUUGAGUCAGAAGAAAAAGAAAAUAAUAUUUUCACUCUGGUUCCCUUGGCAACGUGGGGGGCUUUCCCUGUUUCCAUGGUGAUGACGAGCAAGAAUUUUGGAGCCAAAGAGACAGAAAUAAACACAUUGUGUGGUAGAAAUGAUAUGAUCCAGGAGAAGAGCCAGGAGCACCAGGGUCAUUUGAAGAGUUUUGGCCAAAAUGUUAUUUAAUAUCAACAUGUGCAUAGAUUGGAAUAAUUUAACUAUCUUUGCGGACGUGUGUAAGUCUUCUGAUGAAGUAAUAAAUAGUUUUAAUGCUG